AUACGCCAACUGCAACAAAUAAGUUAUAUUGACGAAAGUUAAACCGAAAACAAAUCUGCAUUUAUUUCAAAAGGGAAAUUGAUUGAACAAACUGAUUAGCAGGAAUUUACACAAGUUAUUGGAAAACUAAUUGGUUGUCUCCAUCCUUCCAAACAAUCUUCCAUAUUAAGACUGGAAUGUUGUCUAAGAAAGAUCAUAAUCCACAGAAACGGAAACAUGAUAUAAGUAUGAAACAGAAUUAUACCAAUAUGAUGUCUAAAAGAUUCCAUACUCGACCGCUCGGACAUAUUGUACCAGAAAGCAGGGUUGAGCUUCAAGUGGAGAAGGCUCUUUUUAAAACUAAUAUGCGUUUGCUUUCUGACAUGAUCACAACAAGCAGACAUCCCCAGUCCUUAUAUAGUCCUUAUUAUCAUCAGGAGCAGACAAAUAAUUUACAAAAGCGCUUUUUCCAGACGAGAAGCGAAAGACUACAUAAGGUAAACGAUGCUGAGUAUCAGGCUAAAUUCACAACAACCAUUCAAGACAGAGUUGUAAGUGCCGACCAAACAAGGCUUGAUACAUUAAGAUUGCUCCAAUAUCAAACCCCAAUUUGUGACAGGCAUUAUAGACAUGAUCGAAUAAAAAAUAGACACGCACACUGUGAUGUGUUAGGCCCCUAUUAUUGUACAGACUGUAUUCAGUUAAAAAAGAGAAAAACAAGCGCAAAAACUCAUCAGAAGAAUUUUCCAAACAUUGAAGUGCAUCCACGAAGUCUUGUUGCUCCAGAAAAAAUUGACAGAGUUCUUAUGUCAAGAGAAAAACUAUUACUGAACGGAUUUACGUCUCCUGUUAUGAAACCUGAAAUUCCCUCGACCUACGAUGAAAAUGUUUAUCUUCCAGUUUAUACCGAAAAUGAGAUACACGAAAGACUUCGCAAUUCGCUCAGGGAUAAAAGUUGUAGCAGCUCACCUCGUAGUCCAAGGUCACCUUUGACAACAUACCGAACUUCCGUACCGAAAGAACUGUCUGCUUCGUCUAGUACUUUACCUCCAGAGAUGAAAGUAUCCGUGACCUUUGCACCAAAUAGAAUGUAACUGUAGGUGGGAUUUUUAAAAAUAAAAACAGUUUUCUUGGACGGAUUUAAAUAUUAAAACAAUUAAGGAAAUGAGCGCUUAAAUUUGCGAUCUCGCGGAUUUUUUUAUUGAAUCUUGCAAGCAACUAGACGAAGUGGAACUGCAUAUGAAAAAAUUAUAUGUUUAUUUUUUUAUAAUUUCCGAGAUAAUUGAAGGAUAACUAAUCCACGAAUUUGAAUAUCAAAAUGUUUUGUCAACGAGAUAUUUAACAUUACAUUAAUUCAAGAAUUCGCAUGAGUUUUAUAAAUUAUCAGUGUUGUUCGAUCACGUGUUGAAUAUUUUUUUUAAAUAUUUGAAUUCAUUAAAUUAUUCAUUCCCUUUAUUUCACUGAUUUUCAAUGUGAAUAAAGUAGAAAAUACAAGCUACUUAUUUCUUUUCUACGUGUUUUCUCUUCGUUCUAAUACAACUACUUGAUCACGUUUUGGCAACAUUUAUUGUUGUAUGACGUAAGAGGGGUUAAAUUAAUUUUUUUACUAGGGAAUGACUGUAUUUCAUUGCAACCAAUGUUAUAAUAUAUGAAUAACACAUAGCUGAGAGGGUGAUAGAGCAGAUUAAUUUGUUAUCCCGAGAAAACAUUGUAAACUGAGGCGAAGCCAAGGUUGACAAUGUCUUUUCGAGGGGUAACAAUCUGCUCUAUCACCCUCUCAGAUAUGUGAUAUUUAAUUUAUUAUACUGAAUGUUCUGUUAUUACUGUCUAUUGAAUUUCAAAUUCAAAGUAAUAAACUAUGUCGUCUUGUACAUUACAA
This is a messenger RNA of Mytilus californianus (California mussel), 1858 nucleotides long. RefSeq lists its product as uncharacterized. The transcript has 2 exons. Lineage: Eukaryota; Metazoa; Mollusca; Bivalvia; Mytilida; Mytilidae. The record is from RefSeq and is a predicted model, not a curated record. The coding region runs from base 177 to 1073 and encodes 298 amino acids.